Messenger RNA from Gekko japonicus, 342 nucleotides. RefSeq names its product nck-associated protein 1-like. Lineage: Eukaryota; Metazoa; Chordata; Lepidosauria; Squamata; Gekkonidae. Gene Ontology annotation, cellular component: SCAR complex. Bases 1 to 342 code for a protein of 113 amino acids. The transcript is spliced from 4 exons. Gene Ontology annotation, biological process: neuron projection morphogenesis; cell projection assembly; cell morphogenesis. The record is from RefSeq and is a predicted model, not a curated record.
AUGGUCUUUGUGGCAGUCUCCUUACCAACUUUGGACAGUAAUGUGAUGUCUCAGUACAGCCCUGCCAUUGAAGAUCACUGCAACAAUAUCCAUUGCCUGGCCAAAGCUAUCAACCAGAUUGCUGCAGUUUUAUUUACCAUUCACAAGGGAAGCAUUGAAGACCGUCUCAGAGAAUUCUUGGCUCUGGCAUCCUCUAGUCUACUGAAAAUUGGUCAGGAAACAGACAAAGCCACUACAUGGAACAGAAAAUCUGUUUACUUACUCCUAAACAUGAAUGACCCCUGCUCGUGUGCAAUUCAUCAAGUGAUGGAAAUAUCACUGGACGUUAUGGCAAAACAAUGA